Molecule: messenger RNA, 265 nt
Organism: Podospora pseudopauciseta
Lineage: Eukaryota; Fungi; Ascomycota; Sordariomycetes; Sordariales; Podosporaceae
Exons: 2
Coding region: 56-265 (69 amino acids)
Source: RefSeq, a predicted model, not a curated record
CAUCAUGUUUUGCAUAAUGUGCUGAUGUGUAUUCACUCCCAGGUAGAUACCGAGUAUGAAGUGGGCUUAUCUUAUCACAGCACACGCUCACCCACACUCCUUCCACAGCGCCCAACGCGUUCAUUGCAACUUCUCACCUUCAACAUCAGGGGCCGUGCACAGCACAGCACACAACAUCAACGUCAACAUCAACGUCAACAUCAACGUCAACAUCAACACCACCCGCGUCAACCAACCCCCAACCCCCAAACCCCAAGCGUUCUGA